CGCGAGUACACCAUGAGCUCAUUAUUGAUGCUGGGAAUGGCGUCGAACUUUGUGAAUUUUUACCCCAGUUUUAGUUGAACUUCACACCAUAGUUUUAUGUUUUUAAAUUUUUAGUCAAAGUAGCAAUGGCUGAAGUCUUCCCUUUAGAUAUAAAUGAUCCAAUAGACGAAGAGGAUUUUAGCGAAGAUGAAUUUGAAGAGGUAGGCUCAGUUUGAAUGAGUUGAGCGAUCGAUACAAUUGCGUAUAACGAAAAUAUUUUCCUGAAAGGAAGUGAUAACCACUAGGAUCGAAGUUUGACUUUAUGAGACUCUUUUUGUAGGGGCAAGUAGGCGAUGAGCUGAUGGAAAACGAUGAAAGGUUAGAAAUGCCGGGAAGCCGGUAUCUGUUUUGAAAUUUGUACUCGAUCAGUGAACCAUUUCACUGUCUAAUACGUAUGUCACUAUAUCGCUUCGCCUGUGGAAGUGAUAGUUAAUGAGCUCUUUCUCUUUCGCACAGUAUGCAUGAAGUGGAAACACUGGCUAUUUCUGAAGAGACUGUUAAUCCUAAAGAUGAGAAAGUAGGCCCUGAAAGCUUUGAACUUCUCAAAGUUUUGGGUAAAGGAGGUUACGGCAAGGUAGGUACAACGCUAUCUACAUAAAUUAUAUCGUGAUGCCUAUUAGACCGCUUAUAGGUAACAGUGAUAUAGUAGAUAGUUUUGUAACUGUUGAAAGGUUUGACUUAAGAUCGUAUGGAGGAACCAAUCGAAUGCGUUUUUGUUUUUUUUCUGGCAAGGUUUUUCAAGUCAGAAAAGUGGAUGGAAGGAACAAGGGAAAGAUAUUCGCGAUGAAAGUGCUGAAAAAGGUUAGAGGUUGAGUUGUGAUGAUUGCACUAAUUUUUGAGUUAUAUAACAAUACAUUGUGUAGAAUUAGGGUCAAAGUACUAGUUCAGAUUUUAGCAUUGACUUGGUGUAUAUUGAUUAUAUUUUUUUUUUAUUUCGCCCGCCUAACUUUUUUAUUUUGAGGGAAUGUGUUCAGUUAACCCACACUUCUGUAUCCAUGUACAGGAAAUUGACAAACGAUUACUUUUUAAAUGAUAAACAUCGUUAUCAUUCCAGAUCAUUCGUUCCCCACCUCCUGUUCCUCUAGUGAUUGCCAAGGUUAAGCCCUGGCCAUAAGAUUUACGUCAUAACUAUUUUCCUAAGAGAAGACUAGCAUUCUUGAAGUGUUUGAUCUGGAGGUGGUUGUAAUAUAAUUUACCACUCCGAGGCUGGUUUGAUCAACUGAUUUUGCUGACAUUCCUGGAAAUUUCCUCCAAAUUGGUCGCCUAGAUUUUAACCUUUUGUGUGUGAGCUGUAGGAUAAUUUGUGCUUUGAAAUAUUGUGAUAAAAAUGUAUUGAUAUCUGGUGUAGAGUAAGAUUACUUUGUGCUUUAAAAAGAAAACAGUAAAAUUUGAUGAAAGAUGCUGGUAUUUUGAUUUACUACUGUGUGAGAAAUGCAAGGGAAGUGAAAAUGAAAUAUUGGCUUUUGUUGAGCUUAAAGUACGUAUUUCCUUUUACUUAUGCAAUCUGCUACUUGAUUGAUGGAAAAGGAAACGGGUUAUAGCAGUGAAGUAAGAGAACUCACUAUGCCAGACUUAGCAAAUUAUUAACUUUUAGCAGCGUGUAUGAGUCAUUUAAGCAAAAUUUGGGAUGUUGGUUUUUAAAAAAAUAUUGCUUAGGAUCAGCAAGGCCUCUGUCUUUCUUUACCAUUAUACCUUAUUUGUGGUCAUAAAAUUUAUUGGUGAUUUUUCCAACUCAUGUGUAUGUCAGGAUUCAUAUUUCCUUUCUUUUUUGUAAUUGAACCAGUUUUAGCUUGAUUUGUGUUUGUCUCAUUUUAUUAAUUUUAAUUGUUCACUAACAAAGAUUUAACUUAACCAGAAAUAAAAUUGAACCACAAAAUGAAGUGAUAUGUCAUUAGUACUGUAUUAUUGAUAAUGUCAGAUUUUGCUAAAAAACUGGAUCUUGGUCUCAAGGGUUUGGCCUCAGACUUAAUGGAUCACAAAGUAAGUCAAAGUUACGUUGAUGAAUUAUCAUUAAUUGAGGAUACUUGUCUUUUUAUGUCCAUUAGGCUGCCAUCAUCAGGAGCCACAAAGACACUGCCCAUACUAAAGCAGAAAGAAAUAUCUUGGAAGCUGUUAAGGUUUGACUCAAUCGCAUUUAUCUUAAACAGGGCAUCAUUCUGUCUCUGUCAGUAAACUGGGAGUUUGUUUAUCUAUUUUUUGCACUAAUUUUCAAACCACUUCAACUUUGGUAAAAAUACAUUACACUUGUGAAACAAUAGAAUGAAGUGGGAAUUUAGAAAACUCAUUUCAAAUAUCCUAUUUUGGAUACAUUUUAUCCUAAUUUUGAAUGCCUUCAGCCUCAAUUUCAGAAUUUGCUUUGAUUUACAAGGCAUGUUUGGAAUGCUAUAGAUUUGUUUUAUUUUAGAUUAGAGCUUAAGGGGCCUUUUAAAUCAGGUAUGGAUGUAAAAAUUUUACAUCUUGUACUUGGAAGCCUGGUUUAUAUUUUGAACUUGUGGGUCUGUUGAGAGGGUUAUAUGCUUUUUUACUAAUAUUUUUUUCAGUAACUUUCAAGAGUUAGACAAUAUAACAGUUUAAGAAUCUGAAAAUAGAAAAUUCAUUAGACUUUCUAUUUGCAGCAUCCUUUCAUUGUGGAUUUAAUAUAUGCUUUUCAAACUGGAGGAAAACUGUAUCUUAUUUUGGAUUACCUCAGUGGUACGCCUAUUUUAUUUAAUACAUGAAUAUAGGUACUGUUUUUGAAAAUAUUUCAUAUUAUUUAGCUAACUGUUUUGCUGGUUAUAAGCACAGUUAUUUUACAGACUCUUUCAAAUAAAUUGAAUAACUCUUAAUGCUGGAAUGUGAAGGGUUUAUAACUGUUUCUGUUUGAUAGGUGGAGAAUUGUUUAUGCACUUGGAGAGAGAAGGAAUUUUCAUGGAAGACACAGCAUGGUAAGAUCCAAAAAGUAGCUGAUUCCUUCUCAACAGUAAACUUUGUUGUCACUCUUGGCUUUUGAUAUUGAUACUUUUGCUCAUCCUCUUCACAGUUUCUACCUGGCAGAAAUAGUCCUGGCCCUAGAACAUCUCCAUAAGCAAGGAAUUAUAUACAGGUGGGCAUCUUUUUCCUGGUUGCAAGGAGGAAUGAAGAAAGGGUGCUAGUAACUAACUGACAGGGCUUAUUUCAUUUUGAUGGGUAUAUGAUAAGCAGUUUGAGAACUUGUUUAUGGUGCUCUUUUAGCAGAUGGAGCUAUUUUGCACAUUUAACAAUUCCUUUUAAGAAGUAAUGGCGUUAUCAUCAAUUUAAUUAUCAUUUCUGUAAAGUGGAAACAGUUUUCUGUUGAAGUCUAGAUGCAUCAAAGUGAUACUAAUUCUUAUAUUUUUUGCAGAGAUCUUAAGCCGGAAAACAUAUUGUUAGAUACAAAAGGUGAGUUUUUAAAAAAAAAUUGAUGUUAACUGAGGUGAUUGAGGUAUUCUCUAAAUGCAGUUUUUCUCUUAGUAAUGUUUAGCAGAUUUACUUCUAGUAGUAGUGCUCAGGCAGUGUUGUUUCAGUUUCCUGAAAACUAAAUAAAGAGAAGCCUGAAAAAGUUCGAGCCUCACUCCUAACUUAUAACUCUGUUGCUCAAUUAUAAGCUCAGUAGUACUCUACUAGUAUUUGGGAGAGAUGACUUCAAAAAACUGUUAAAGCCUUCAUUUUCUUCAUUGUGAAUUAUUGUGUGCACAGAAAUAUAGUGAAAUUUCCCAAGGUAUGGAAGGGUGUUAAGAAAUAAUGGCAUUGGUUUAUAAUCACAAUAACUGGUUCUUAUCUGUUGUCCUUAACAGGCCAUGUGGUGUUGACUGAUUUUGGUUUAUGCAAAGAGGCAAUAUUUGAAAACAGCCUAACUCAUACUUUCUGUGGAACCAUUGAAUACAUGUAGGUAUACUGCAAAGUGGUGAACCUUGGUGCAUGUGUUGUUCAAACCCUUUUGAGUAAAGUGUGAUUAUAAGAUGUUGGUUGACCAUAGUAAGAUAGUCCAGUUACAGAUGUAUUUGUUUAUUUUGUCAAAUGUAUUUAUUUGAGGAAAGUACAUUGAAAGAGUAGAAUUGUAGAUCAAAUCACAUGAAAAGGAAUCAUUCCAGUUAAUACUACUUGAAUUCAAAAGCUAUAAUGGGGUGAUAACUUAUUGGCUAGAGGGGCAUGUGCUAAACAAUGUUCAGACCAAUAUAUUACUUAAGUUCUGGCUGUACUCUGACUUACAAAAUUUAAUUGGUAUAAAACUCACUGCCUGAUGCCAGUUUGAAUAGGCAAUUUCUGGUUGUGUCCUCGUGUACCGGUACACAAAGGAACGAAACAUUAACGAACUGCGUCACAACUCCAUGUAUGGAUAUGAAAACAAUAGGAAUUCCCCCGUGUACCGGUACACCAGGACAGCCCCCAAUUUCUAAUCAUAAAAAUUCCCAGAUUACUUUCCUUCAACUGCUCAAUGCUUAUAGGUGAAUAGUACUUAGCUCAGCAAGCACUAGCCAGUCAGCAUUUGUGAAAAGCCCCAUUUGAUUUGUCAUAAUUGCAGGGCACCUGAGAUACUCACUCGCAGUGGCCAUGGCAAAGCAGUGGAUUGGUGGAGUCUUGGUGCUCUCAUGUAUGAUAUGCUGACAGGAAGUGUAUGUAAUUUGUUCUAUAAAUGGUUCAUUUUUGUGUUAAUAGCAGUCAUCUUUGAGAGGACUUUUUUUUUAAAUACAACUCUACAAGCAUGUUCCUUACAGCUUUAUAGAAUAUAAUGAUGGGAAAAUGUAAAAGUAAGUCAUUUUUAUGUCAUGGUAUAAUAUAAUACUAAAAUGGGAAGAAACAAAAAGAUGUGUUUUUUAAUGUUUAAUGUUGAGAGUUUUUGUCUUCUUCAUCAACAUAAAGAUUAUAUGCCGUAUUUCAUAUAGCUGAAAUGGUGGUUUUGUUUUAUAUCUUUAGCCUCCCUUUUGUGGAGAGAAUAGAAAGAAAACAAUUGACAAAGUAAGUCUUUCAGUGUUACACACAAGAGGAUGUCACUCAUAGGGCCCAAAGAAUCCCAACCUGAAAUCUGGAGGAAGAAUUGUUCCAGUGCAGUGUGUUAUUUUCCAUUUGUUUAUAGCUUGUUGCAGUUUCCCACUCCUACUUCAAAGUUUUUUUAACCAUGAGUUUUUGCAUUUAUGCAUUAGAUAGAAGGACAGAAUUGAUUUAAGAUACAUUGGAAAGACUUUGAAAGAGAUUCAGACAGUGAACAUUUGAAAAUUUGAUAUUUUCCUCUUUUGUUUAGAUCUUAAAAGGGAAACUGGUUCUUCCUCCUUUUCUUAGUGCAGAAGCCAAAGAUUUUGUUAGAAAAGUGAGUAUUUUACCUGAGUACAUAUUUGAUAAUUUUUUUAGAUGUGGUUGAGUGUUUACUCAGUUACAUUAUUGACAAGUUAUAUUUUGCUUUCAGUUGUUGAAACGUCAUCAUCAAGCUCGGCUGGGUGGUGGCAAAGAUGAUGCAUUACCAAUAAAGGUAAUCUUCAACUGUCUUGUAGACCUGCACAACAUUUGUGACACAUGCCAGGUUAUACAUAGUAGCAGAUGCAUGAUCAAAACUAAUAAGGACAACAAAGGCUUAAGCUAUUGAACAAAAAUAUGAAACAAUUCAUUCUUUUUGUUACCCAAGCAAAUAGGAACUAUAACAAUGGUUAGGGGCAAGUGUAAGAACACAGCAAACAUACAGAGAGUAUUUCUUCCAGAAGUGUGUCUUCUGGUCACAACACCACAAUUAGUGUUGUUUAUUAUGUCUUUAUCAAGAGUACCAGUAUAUUUGUUGUAACCAUCAGUCUUUAACUUUUUCUUGCAGACCCAUUGUUUCUUCCGCUCCAUCAAUUGGGAUGAUCUCUACUCCCGAAAAGUGGAGCCCCCAUUUAAACCAAAUAUAGUAAGUGAUUUAUAUCUCCUAUUGUUGCACUAAUAAUGAAACCUGUAGAAUGAAUGAAGGCUACUGGCUAUGUUCAUUACUUGGCUCUUAGAGUACUAAGUUAUUUUCAUGUUUACAUCAUUCUUAAAGGUCAACGUGUUGACUUUUAAGUAAAUGUUUGCUGGCCUUUUUUUAUAUCUUCAGUUGAGCUGAAAAUUUUCCUUCACAGAAGUGCAUGCUAUCCUUUAUACAAAUAAUUAACCCUUGACCCCUAAGAGUGACUAAUAUCGAAUUUACAUACAUAUGUUUAUUGUAACUCCUAACUUGGGCUUUUCAGUUACAAUGUCUAAUUACAACUUUUAAAAUACGUAUAAGUUAAAAAGGAGAAGGAAUAACAGGUAAAUAAUACAUUUUAUGGCUAGAAUCAAUUACAAAAGACCUAAGAAUAUCAUUAAAAAAUUAAGUUAUACUCAACACAAAUGUUCACUGCUCAAUAGUUUCUGCGCUAAGUGACACCUGAAGCUAUUUACACUGCCUGCAGCUUUCAAAUCAUUAGAAAUACAGUUCCAAAGUCUGCAUCCACAAUAUGUGAAUGAAUGUUGUCCAUAUGACAGACAACAACAUGGGAUGUGUUAAAAGAGUGCAUUGCAUAGUCCUUGUGUGAAUAUGAGAACGAGGUACAAACAUAUUGGCCAGAUAUUUUGGGACUAAAUUGUUAAGACAUUUAAAUACCAUUACACAAUUUCUCCUUAUGCUUACUGGUGUUAGGGUGUAAAGGUUGUCCAAUCAGUUUUUUUUUAAUUCCAGACAGGUGAAGAAGAUGUGAGUCAGUUUGAUAGUAAAUUCACAAGGCAAACACCUGUUGAUUCACCAGUAGAUUCAAUGUUGAGUGAAAGUGCAGAUAGAAUAUUUCAGGUAUGAAAGUGUUAGAAUUCAAUUGUUAUUGUUCAAACUGGGCACUAUGAUAAUUUUUUAAUUAGUCAUGCAUGCUUGUUUGGAUGAUGGCAGGAAAUGUGUAAAUAACUGAAACAAUGCUUAUGUUGAAGUUGCAUAUUUGGACCCUCAGUGGCUUUUAAACAGCUUUGUAAACAGCAACAACUAAACAAAAACACCUGCUCAAUGUUUACAAACAAACUUGUUGGAAAUUAUAUUGAUUGUUCUUACUGAUGCCCCAUACACACCAGCUAAACAAGCAAACUCUCAGGACUGGUUAUUUAAACAAAGUUUGGCCAUUGUUUAACAAAACCAUGUUCUAAGGCAUCUUCAAUUUAGCUGAACCUGUUUUCUGAACAUUUACUUUUGUGAGCAGUGUCCAGAGGACCUAAAGCUAGCAGUGGAAGGACAUUUGUUUAAUUAAAUCAACCCUCUUACACAGAAAGCCUGAGUCCCACUGAUUGUGCAAAAAGGGUGGUUUGGGUCAGACCUUGUGUAAGUAAUCAGCCCUCAUAGAGCCUCAUUCCUCCCAUGAGUAUGAAUGAAAACCAUUAGACUGCCAGACUGGCUGGGAAACCAGAAAAAAUGGCAGGGUACCCUAUCCAGGAAGUUUAGAAACACUCCUUAUUACUGUGUGUCCCUGAAACAGGGAUUUGAAGGACCACUCAGAUUUAGAUUUAGUGUUAUGAAUUAAUAUCUGUCAUUUGUUUGAUAGGGCUUCACAUACGUGGCUCCUUCAGUUAUGGGUUCAUUGCAUAGAGAAGUACCAAUGUCACCAUGGAGAUAUACAAGGUAUUGAAGGGAAAAAAAACCAGGACCUGGUAAUGGUAGUUUGAUAUGCUACAUAAGCAAUAUCUUUAUCAACUUGAGUCUUUCCUAAAUACUUUAGAGGACAACCUCUUGGCUCUCUAUUAUUUUUAAGUUAAUUGGUUCUCUAUCUGGCCUGCAGAUCCCCAAGAAGAAGUAACCAACCAAUGAGGUGAGUUUCUGUGUUGUUUCUCUUUUGUUUUUGAAUUUUUUUCCAUUUAGUUGUGGAAAUUAUCUGACAAUGUAUCUUAAAAGCUUGCAAUUGUUAUUCAAGUUUUUUUAAAAUGAUUAUUAAUAAUCCAUCAAUUCUCAGAUCAUGUUUUCAAUCUUUUGUUGAUCACUAAAUUUUUGUGUGAGAAGGUAGCGUCAACUUAAGUGAGACUUGGGGUUUUUUUUUAGGGUAGAAAUCUUGUGAAUGUUAUCUCUUAAUUACCUUUGAAAUCUGUGUGGCACUAAUUAAACUUGUGUUAAUCACUCAUGGUGACUGUGGGUAAUAAUAAUAAUAAUAAUGACUGGGGGUAGAACUGGAGUCCAGUCCUGUUCUAAGUUACAAAAAUAUUUGUCUGAAUAAUAUUAAAAUAUUAAAAUAGUAAUAGAUUUAUUUGUCUGACUAAGUAUACUUAAAUCACAGCCUUCCAAAUGUUUUAGAAAAUUCGCUGUUUUGUAAGUUAAUGUAAUUACUGAUAUGUAUCAGUGUCAGACAACAGUUGUCAGCCGGCAGAAAUAAACAUUAUUUCUAGAGAAUGUACAUGUAGUCAGUAACCUCUAGAUUAGGUAGUGACAACAUAGAAUAGGGAAUGAGAUUUUCCCAAAGAAACAUAUUUGUAGAUUGCAACAGCAGGUGCCUUGUGUUAAUUUUAGAGCUCCAGGGCAUGAUGUAAGUUUGAUUUUGUUUUACAAUUUUUUUUUGAUAAAUUAGUUGACAUCCAAGGAACGCCUCAUUGCUUGAUUCUCUGCAUUAAUAGCAGCACUGUUUUUUUUUCUUCUGUGGACUGAAAAGCAUCUAAAUUUUGGCCUUUAGAACCUUUUGUUUAGUCACAGAUCUUAUCAAAGGUGUGUAUUGUAGCCCCUGUCAGUUCUUCCUAGUUACUUAAAUAAUUUUAUAAUAAUAAUAGGCUUAACGUAGUAGAUGAUUUUUUGGCAAAUCUUUGGUUGUGAUUGCGGUAGGAAAUAACUUCAAAGUAAACUCAAAACUAACAGCCAAUUCUCUAACUUUCACUAAUUUUCACCUUCUCCCUAUUUUCCUGUAGCCCCACCAAAGUUAAGGGAAAUGGUUCCAGUCAGUUUGGAUUUGAACAAUCCUGGCAACCAAACCGAACAGACUCUUCACUAGCCAAGACUGCGGCAAUGAAGACUCUUGAUUUUAACUCUUCAAACUCUGCUGUUGCAAUGGAUACUUCUCAUGGAAGUGAUAAGCUUGUUAAUGGCACUGAUAGUCUGUUGCAGUGUGGUAACUCCCUAGCUCACACAGUAACUAACUCUGCUCUUCAAAUGACAUAACCCUUGGUUUAUUGUGGAAUCCGUCAUCAUCUACUUCUUUAUAAUCUUUCCUGUCUUUGUGGAGAAUUUUUACCAAAAGGCAAAACUGUGUCUGUAACUUUGUGAUAAAAAUUCUCCCUCAAAAGUUAUUUUGUCUAUGCCACAAUUAAUAUCUAGCAAAUGAUAUCUUUACAGAGGAGAGCCAAAGUUACUUCUGUAUGAAGAUGAUUCAUGUAGCUUCAUUCCAGUGAAUAUCAGUUUUUUUUUGGUUUGUUUUACUUCUCUAAUUCAAAAGAAUGGUUCUUUAUAGGGAGCUUAGAAUAUUUAUUUAAGAAGUUGAGGCAGUGGAGGCAUUGUAACAAAGGCUGGUCCGCUUGUAAUCCUGCAAUAUGCAUUCAGAUAUCAAUAGGAAGUUUCUCAGUAGUGUAUCAUAUAAGGUGUUAGUUUUAGUUAACAGAUAAUGAAGUAGACAAAGUAAUGCUAAAAAAAAACUUUUGAUCAAGCAAUUAAAAAUAGUUCUAGAUUAUUUAAACUAAAGCAAGUUAGCAACAUAGAUAGAUAAAAUUUUAUUGCUCCUGAUUUAAUUGCUAUGCUGAUUCUGUUAAAACAAAAUUUUCCUCUUUUCAUGAAGGCAUCUGGUUGAACCCUAAAGAGCUAAUUCAAAAUUUGUAUGAUGUCUCUGGAAAAGAGAAUAUAUUUUUACAAAGGUAUAAAUUGCAAUAGUAACAUUAUAGAUUUUAAGAUGUUUUAGUUUUCAAGAAGUCUGCUCGGUUAAAAUUAUUAUUUAUUGCCAAGACAACAUAGUCUUGGAGUUGCACAUUUUCAAAGCAUUAAGCUACAGUUUUCAAGAAUAGUACUUUCAAAGUACUUUCAAGUUUAUGUUGAUGUGUUAAGAGGACAGAGUGUUAUGUUGCUUUGUUUGCAUCCAGCAAUGAUAGACCAUGGAUUUCUAAAUGAAUAUCAUACCCUUUUGAUAAAAAUUAUGUUUAAAACGCUUUUGAUUGGACCAUUUAUUUGUGCUGUUGUAAAUCUAGCUGCUAAGAGCAUAUGCAGGAGGAGGUACUAAAAAUAUUUAAGAAUGAUUGACAAUAAUUAUAGUAAUAAUUAUUAAUAUUUAUUAUUGCAUUAUGCACAAGUUUUUUUUAGGUAAAAAUCAGUCAAUGCAGUGUGCAGUUAGUCACAGUCUGCAGAUUAUAGGAAACAAGUAAAAGUUACAAUUUUCAGUUGAAACUCAAAAGGAUAACUUUGAAAAAAUUUUCGUUCUUGCUAUACUCUCCAUUACAUUUUCAAAAAAUGGUGCAAACCUUGGAAACAACGAAUUACUUGCUAGUGAUGCAUUUUUGCUGUAAUGCUGCAUUGGUUGAGGAGACUAGAUUUGUUUAUUCAACUGUUUGUUGUUUCUGUCCUCUGAUUAGUCAUCUUAAAUCAUCUAAUGAUUUUUUGAAAUUUUAACAGUGUUGAGAAAAGUUCUAAAAGUGAGAUAAGUGUGUUUUAGUAGUGCAGACUGAAGUAAUAGAUUGAAUAGUGAUGAUACAUUUGCAUUUUAUUCAUUAUGAUAGGAACAGAUUUAAACUCUGGAAUCAAAUUAUAGAUAGAAAUGCUGUAAUUUGAUCUGGAGUACAGGUGAUGAAUGAUAUAUUUUCACAUGUAGUUAGAUGUAGUUGAAAAAGCACAGUUUCAAAAGAGAACCCUCCUAAUGAUUACCAGCUAUUUUGAAAUUUCUUUUUGCAAAAAGGUUUUAUGUUAAAUAGUUUAAUGUGGUUUGAAAGGAAAUUAUAAAAUACCGCCUGCUGGACAGACAUGCGUUGCAAAUUUGCAUAUUUUCUCACCUUACUUGCAACAAAAAUGAUUUUGAAUUGGCAAAUAUGGUGUCCAUAUUUCAGAUAAAUUUAACAUGGGUUAUCCACCCUUCAGUACUGGAAUUUUUUUAAGCAUGCACAAAUGUGACUAAAUUAUUGUCACUGCAGUCUACAUUUUGUAUUUAUUAACUUACAUUUUUUCAAGCAAAAUGGCAUCUCCUCGAGUUUAUGUAGUAAUAGGGCCUUACAUUAUGUGUGCAAAACAAACUUAAGUUACAAAAAGGUUUCUCAAACUUUCCAGUGGUCAGUCUAUUCAGUCAUGUGAUAUUCAAUGGAGUACAUGUUCCCUAUUUAUCUUAAUUCAGUAGGUUCUAUUUAUUAAUAAGCUGAAAACACUCCCAUUCCUUGUUGUUUCAAGGAUUAGGGAUCAUGGGAAUGAAUUACCAGUUUUCCCAAACUCUUUUGUGCAUCUCACUUCCUUUU
This is a messenger RNA of Pocillopora meandrina, 11391 nucleotides long. Lineage: Eukaryota; Metazoa; Cnidaria; Anthozoa; Scleractinia; Pocilloporidae. The record is from the annotation of a GenBank genome assembly.